This is a messenger RNA of Tyto alba (common barn owl), 2187 nucleotides long. Its product is annotated as torsin-1A-like. Gene Ontology annotation, molecular function: ATP binding; ATP hydrolysis activity; kinesin binding. Gene Ontology annotation, cellular component: nuclear envelope; endoplasmic reticulum; endoplasmic reticulum lumen. Gene Ontology annotation, biological process: protein localization to nucleus; nuclear membrane organization. The transcript has 5 exons. The record is from RefSeq and is a predicted model, not a curated record. Bases 39 to 1064 code for a protein of 341 amino acids. NCBI's taxonomy places the organism in Eukaryota, Metazoa, Chordata, Aves, Strigiformes, Tytonidae.
AGCGGCGGCGGCAGCCGGCGGCGGGGGCCGGGCGGGCCAUGAAGCUGCGGCGGGGCGCGGUGAGGGUGGCCUUGGGGCUGGCGCUGCUCCUCGGGCCGGCGGGCGCCGUGGAGCCUAUCAGCCUGGGGCUGGCCAUCGCGGGCGCCGCCGCCUCGGCCCUUACCGGCUUCAUCUCCUACCCGCGGCUCUACUGCUACUUCAGGGAGUGCUGCCUCCAACGGCACGACCAGCGCGCCGCCGCCGCUCUGCAGGGGAAUUUGGACAGGAAGCUGUUCGGGCAGCACCUGGUGAACAAGGUGGUUGUGAAGGCCGUGAAGGGCUUCUUGAACAACACCAAUGCCAAAAAGCCUCUCGCCCUUUCCUUGCAUGGGUGGACGGGAACAGGCAAGAACUUUGUCAGUAAGAUAGUCGCAGAAAGCAUUUACAAAAGAGGUCUGCAGAGUAGGUAUGUCCACCAGUUCGUGGCAACUCUACACUUUCCUCACGCCCACAGCAUCAAUCUCUACAAGGACCAGUUGCAGUCAUGGAUUCGGGGAAAUGUGAGCAUUUGUCCCAGAUCACUCUUCAUAUUUGAUGAAAUGGAUAAAAUGCAUGCGGGACUCAUUGACUCCAUCAAGCCAUUCCUGGACUACUAUGAGCUUCUGGAUGGGGUGUCUUACCGACAAGCCAUCUUCAUAUUCCUUAGCAAUGCAGGAGCUGAAAAGAUAACAGAGGUGGCACUAGAUUUCUGGAGAAAUGGGAGGACAAGGGAAGAUAUACAGCUCACAGAUAUCCAAAAUGCACUGUCUGUAUCCGUCUUCAAUAAUAAAAAUAGUGGAUUUUGGCACAGCACCUUGAUUGAUAGAAAUCUCAUUGACUACUUUGUUCCCUUCCUGCCUCUGGAAUACAAGCAUGUGAAAAUGUGUGUCAGGGUUGAGAUUGAAUCACGGGGCUAUGCUGUGGAUGAAGACAUUUUAACCAGAAUAGCUGAUGAGAUGACCUACUUCCCCAGAGAGGAAAGAAUUUAUUCAGAUAAAGGAUGUAAAACUGUGGAUGCAAAGCUGGAUUAUUACUAUGACUUCUAAUGCUUUAUUGCUACAACCUGCAAAGAAGCAAAUUUAACUUAAUCACAAAGUGGAGAACCCAGGACAUUUCAUUUUUAAGCCCUUUUAAAAUGAAGGAACAUUAUUUUUUAACUGGUGUGUAAAUAAGCAGCAGUGCCUCUGCAUUUUUAUUCUGUCGCUAGCCAUGGCUCCCAAGUACUUCAGCCUUGUGUCGGCAAGGUAAGAACAGACUGCGUUGGGAAUGCAGGGGUCUGUGUCUGGCAGUGCUGAAGAAUCCUCUUGGAUUGUGUGUCGAUUGUCAGAACCUUUUGGCGGACUGUUGGCACAUAUAGAAGGACUGAGACUGUGAUGUAAUUUUAAUUGGGUUUUGGUUUGAUGUGGAUGAUCUCUAGACAGUAUUGAGAAUUUUAAUCAAAGUUCCUAUGUCUGUGAAAACCUUCCUUGGGCUUCCGUGGGAAUAUUCUUAUAACUGCAUUGAAAGUGUGAUAUAUGUCUUUUCUUCUUGAACAGCUUGGCUGCAGUAAAGAUACGGAGGGGAUUCUGUGAUUAAACAAAUCCCAUCUUCUAUCCAACAUCACGCAGUACCAUUGUCUUUCUCAAAACAGUGGUAUAAUUUGGUCUCCUGCGUGUCAAACUAGGAGUAUGAAACUCUUUGGUGUGAACAGUGUUCAGAGAGCAGACUUAAUAUUACAAGGAAGUGAGUUAAAAUCCUUGACUACUACAUCAGUGUAGUUGGUUCCUAUUUUUGGUUAUUUUUUUUUAUGUAUGAAGUUGUCCACAGCAUGCUCUCCCAGGAGUGAUCUCAGGAGGAAGAAAAGGGCUUUCUUACUGGUGAGUCAGCUUCCUUCAAAGGGUGUAAUUUAAUAGGAAAUGUUUACAGGUUAAAUUUUACACCAAGGAAAUGAAAAAGUGGUUUCUCCACUUACAGGGCCAGCUUGCAGGGGUUUCCCUUUUUCAUCUUGCAAUACUGUUUGCCUUUGAGGCAGGGAUGAAGACAGAUCCAAAGGCAUUUGAAAAAAAAAUGUGAAAUGUGUCAACUGAAGUUACUGUGAAGAGUGUCAGACUUGUUUCUGAAUGUGAGCACUGCAGAUGCUUUUUUCACUCCAGUUUCUAUUAAAAAUAAACUUUUCUCAUCAAGAAUAUA